Medicago truncatula (barrel medic) is the source of this 809-nucleotide messenger RNA. RefSeq lists its product as uncharacterized. Lineage: Eukaryota; Viridiplantae; Streptophyta; Magnoliopsida; Fabales; Fabaceae. Gene Ontology annotation, cellular component: membrane; endoplasmic reticulum. Gene Ontology annotation, molecular function: glucosaminyl-phosphatidylinositol O-acyltransferase activity. The transcript is spliced from 8 exons. Bases 1 to 738 code for a protein of 245 amino acids. Gene Ontology annotation, biological process: protein localization to plasma membrane; GPI anchor biosynthetic process. The record is from RefSeq and is a predicted model, not a curated record.
AUGUUAUGUUGUGGGUCAGAGAUAAUUCAAGUGCAUUUGGCUGAAUAUGGUGUGCAUUGGAAUUUCUUCUUUACGCUUGCUGCUAUCUCAAUCCUUACAUCCUUUAUUAACAUUCCUCCACAAUAUUCUGGGGUUUUUGGAUCACUUGUCCUAGUAGGGUAUCAGUUCUGUUUGAUGCAUGGUUUAAAUCAUUAUUUGCUUUCAAAUGAAAGAGGAACGGAUAUCAUAAGUCAAAACAAGGAGGGGAUUUUUAGCAUAUUUGGAUAUUGGGUUAUGUACCUUAUUGGUGUUCAUAUAGGAAACUAUCUUCUCUUUGGAAGCCAUUCCACUGCAUUUAAGAGUAGCAGAUGGUUUCAGAUGAGAGUUUGGGUUCUAUCAAUCCUGUUCUGGUUAUUAACUGUGCUUCUAGAUAGGCUUGUGGAAAGAAUUUCACGGAGAACGUGCAACCUGCCAUAUGUUACUAUGGUGUUGGCUGACAAUCUACAGCUAUUGUCAAUUCUAACAUUGGCCGAUCUUAUUCCUGGAAGUAAAACUACAGUACUUGAAGAAGCAUUUAAUCGGAACUUACUCGCUACAUUUCUUCUGGCAAAUCUCCUCACAGGGUUGGUAAACUUGUCGAUUGAUACCCUGUCCGCUUCAUCGACCAUAUCUGUUUUUAUCGUGCUUGUUUAUGCUUAUAUUUUAUCAACUGUGAUUGGAAUUGCUGAUUAUUUUGGUAUAAAGUUAAAAUUUUGGUGAAGAAGCUAUUUGAUAUGUUGUAUAAUUUGUCAUAGUUUAUUAUAACUUAUAAAAGAUUUAUUUAUUUAUCA